Molecule: messenger RNA, 1912 nt
Organism: Zea mays
Lineage: Eukaryota; Viridiplantae; Streptophyta; Magnoliopsida; Poales; Poaceae
Product: signal recognition particle 54 kDa protein 2
Exons: 9
Coding region: 210-1658 (482 amino acids)
Biological process (GO): SRP-dependent cotranslational protein targeting to membrane, translocation; SRP-dependent cotranslational protein targeting to membrane
Cellular component (GO): signal recognition particle, endoplasmic reticulum targeting; cytosol
Molecular function (GO): ATP hydrolysis activity; 7S RNA binding; GTPase activity
Source: RefSeq, a predicted model, not a curated record
GGCCCCAACCCGGUCGUUGCGCUGGCAGCCUCAAAGCGCCCGCGAAAAGAGCCACUGCGCCGCGCCGCGCCGCCGCCCCUCCGACUCCGCGUCGGUGAUCAACCGUCUCGUCUCCGUGACCCAUCCGUCCACCGUGCUUCUCGCUUCCUGCCGAAGAGGAGGGAGGUCUCGCGGCGCGGGGCGCCCGAUUAUCCGACCGACCGGCCGAGAUGGUGCUCGCGGAGCUGGGCGGGAGCAUCGCCCGCGCACUGGCGCGGAUGAGCAACGCCACCGUGGUGGACGAGAAGGUGCUAGCAGACUGCCUCAACGAGAUCUGCCGCGCGCUCCUGCAGGCCGACGUCCGCUUCGACACGGUCCGCGACGUCAAGGCCAACAUCAAUCGCAUUGUCAAUCUCGACGCGCUCGCCGCCGGCACCAACAAGCGCCGCAUCAUACAGCAGGCCGUUGUCGAUGAGUUGCGCAGGAUGCUGGAUCCCGGGAAGCCAUCCUUCACCCCCAGCAAAGGGAAGCCCAAUGUGGUCAUGUUCGUCGGCUUGCAGGGUUCUGGGAAAACUACUACCUGCACCAAGUACGCAGAUUAUCAUCGACGGAAGGGAUUUAAUCCUGCACUUGUUUGUGCUGAUACAUUCAGAGCCGGUGCUUUUGAUCAACUGAAACAGAAUGCAACAAAAGCCAAGAUACCAUUCUACGGAAGUUACACCGAAUCAGAUCCUGUGAAAAUUGCUGUUGAGGGUGUGGACAUGUUCAUGAAAGAAAAGUAUGAUCUCAUUAUUGUUGAUACAAGUGGACGCCACAAGCAAGAAGCUGCCCUCUUCGAAGAAAUGCGCCAAGUUUCAGAAGCUACAAAACCAGACCUGGUGAUAUUCGUUAUGGAUGGUAGUAUUGGUCAAGCUGCAUUUGAUCAGGCACAAGCAUUUAAACAGAGUGCUUCGGUUGGUGCUGUGAUUGUUACAAAAAUGGAUGGUCAUGCGAAAGGUGGCGGUGCACUUAGCGCGGUUGCAGCUACAAAAAGCCCUGUGAUAUUUAUUGGAACUGGAGAACAUAUUCCAGACUUUGAGGUUUUCGAAGUGAAUCCAUUCGUUAGCCGUCUCUUGGGUAUGGGUGACUUGUCUGGCUUGGUGAACAAGAUCCAGGAAUUUAUGCCUGAUAAUCAGCAAAUGCAGAUCAUGGAUAAGUUGGGUGAAGGAACCUUCACACUCAGGCUUCUAUAUGAGAUGUUCCAGAACCUCCAGAGAAUAGGUCCUCUUGGACAGCUCGUCUCUAUGAUACCUGGAUUUAGCGGCCAGUUUAUUGAAAAGGGAAAUGAGAAGGAAGGCCAAGCGAAGAUUAAGCGGUACAUGACAAUGAUGGACUCCAUGACCGAUGCAGAGCUUGACGGGACGGACCCAAAGCUGAUGAACCAGUCACGAAUCAACCGGAUCGCUCGGGGAUCCGGCAGGCGCGUGGAGGAAGUGGUGCACAUGCUGGACGAGUACAAGCGAAUUGCCAAGGUGUGGAAGAAAUUGCCAGUGUUGAACAACAACAGGAGAUCGGAUAUGAACCGCGACAUUAGGCGCAUAAGCGAUGCGAUUCCUCCCAAUAUGCUGACUCAGCUUGGUGGCAUCGCUGGGCUGCAGAAUAUGAUCAAACAAAUGGGCGGGCGCGAUCGAAGUAGAUGAGAUAAACCAUUCAAGUCGUGGAUAGCAACCGUUAGGUAUAGGUAGGCUGUGAGUACUACUUGGUGGGACGAGUUGGGUCAAGGCUGCUUUUGAGCUUCUCGCGUCAAGUUACUAUUAGUUUGCCAGGCGUGCUUGUACUGUAUAUAAUUUUAACAAGUUGGAAUCUGAUCAUUCUCUACACUAUUCUUGAAUCUUGAUAGAGGAGUCUUCCUGAAAAUUGCUGGAUGCCAGAAACUAUGUUUGUGACUGUUCAG